Messenger RNA from Salvelinus namaycush (lake trout), 2060 nucleotides. Its product is annotated as butyrophilin subfamily 1 member A1-like. The coding region runs from base 185 to 1822 and encodes 545 amino acids. NCBI's taxonomy places the organism in Eukaryota, Metazoa, Chordata, Actinopteri, Salmoniformes, Salmonidae. The record is from RefSeq and is a predicted model, not a curated record. Gene Ontology annotation, molecular function: protein binding. The transcript is spliced from 9 exons.
ACUGCGACAAAUAGUCACAGCACAUUUAUUGUUCGACGGUCUUGUCGGGGGAAGAUCAGGUCUAGUUAUUCGCACAAGUGUGAUUGAGAUAUUAUAUUAUAAAGUAUUAUUAGCAUUAUUUUCUGAACUAAUAUUUCCCGACUUUAUUUGGAUGUCGUGAUUUUUCAGAGAUUUUACGCACGACAUGCCACCUUGCGUUAUUGAAAAAGACAGCUCCAGGGCCCUGUAUACAGUUAUGUGGCUGUGCAUAUUGGCAGCUUGGUGUGUGUCUCUCUCCACUGCCACUUCUGACAUGUUCACAUGUUCGGUACCCGAGGAUCCGGUCUCGGUGCGGUUGGGACAUGUUGCCACCAUGCCAUGCUGGCUCACCCCUUCCAUGAACGCAGAGGGCCUGGAGGUGCGUUGGUACCGGCCCAAAGAUUUCGACAACCCGGUCUUGCUCUACAGCGAGAGAAAGAUCCAGGAAGCCUCACAGCAGUCCCAAUACGUGGGCCGCACCUCCCUAGGGCUCCGGGAGGUUACGUCAGUAGGGCUGAAGGGAGGGGAUGUGACCUUGAAGCUGGUUAAUGUCACUCUGAGAGACCAAGGGGAGUAUGUGUGCUACGUCAGCAGUAACCAGGACUAUGAGACUGCCAGUGUCUUUCUCAACGUAACUGUGAUGGGCAGCCCUCCUCUCCUCUCAGCAGUCAGAACAGAUGCUGACUCUGUGAAUGUGAGCUGUGUUUCCCAUGGAUGGAAGCCAAGGCCCAGGCUACAGUGGUCAGAUGGGAGGCAGACUCUGAAACCUGAGAAGCUGGAAUACAGCAGUGGUGCCCAUGGUCUGGUGUCUGCCCACAGCUGGGUCCUCUCUUCCCCAUCCAGUGCUCCCUGGGUAUCCUGUUCUCUGGUUCUGUCUGAAGGGGAGGAGUUGGAGGGAAGAGUGGACCUACGGAACCUUGGCUCUGUACCAGAGACUUCAUCAGGACUGCAAACAGCUGUCAUCAUUUUAUCUCUGCUUCUGCUCCUGUCCGUUGUCUUCGUCGGUGUGCUCUACAAAAAGAGAGGAAACAAAUCAACACAUGUGCCUAAUGGAGAUAUAGUGGACAUAGAGACUAUGAGACAAGCUGAAGAUUUCGUGGAUAUAGAGACUAUAGAGACUAUGAGACUAGCUGGAGUGGAUGUCACAUUGGAUCCCAAGACAGCUCCUCCUUAUCUGACAGUUAGUUCAUCAGGUAAAGUUGUGAGAGACAGUAAAGAUAAUGUAUGUCCUCCGGGUGAGCAUGCUUAUAUACUUGGAACACAUGGUUUUACCUCGGGCAGACGUGCUUACUGGGAGGUUAGACUGGAUAAGGAGCAGGUAGGCGUUAAAGAAUCCUGGUGGGUUGGACUGGCAAGUGGGUCUGUUAAAAGACAAGGCGAUAUACCAGCCACACCUUCCAAUGGUUUCUGGUUCCUGUCCUCAGACAAAGAGAAAGGCUUACGGCUUAAUAUGACCCCCAACAUCCUACUUCCUGCCAAUCCUAGACCUCAGACACUAGGUGUGUAUUUGGACUAUGACAAAGGAGUACUCUCUUUUAUCAACGUAAAAGACAAUAAACUGAUUGUCACCGUGGGAGCUAUGUUCACAGGGGAGGUGUUUCCUCUUUUUAACCCAGGUAAAGGUGACAGAGCCCCUAUGACGAUAUUAGAUGUCAGCCACUAUAAAACAGAACCUGUACAAGUGACGGUUUCUGAAAGAGAGGGUAAUGUCUCUCCACCUGCUGAAGAGGCUGAGACUGAUGCCCUUCUAGCUUCUAACCAAAGUCACAAUCAUCAGACUUCUGAAUCCAAAGAGAGUCUUUAAAUGACUGUAACACAAUGAAAACUACAGCACUAUAUAUUAACACAUUGUUUUGUGUAUCAAGUGCACUUCAUAUUAGGGUGAGUACAGUAUUAUUCUGUACUGGUCCAAUUCAUCAUCAUCUCCUUCCUCUUCUCCUUUGUCUGCAGUGAAUUUGAUUUGAUUUGACUACCAUGGAAACAUGAUUGGUGAAAGCAGUAUAGUGGAUGGAUGUAGUGGAUGGAUGGAUGGAUGUAGUAGA